UGAAGUUUUUUUCUACGGAGCUUUUCAAUAUAAAGUGUGAUCUCUAGUCUCUAUUUUCAUUUUAGCCACGCAGAUAAAAUGAAGAGAGCCCAGUAAAGUUACAGAAGACAGCAGCAUAAAGAGAGGCAACAGGACUUCCGCGUCAAGAGCCCAGUAAAGUUACAGAAGACAGCAGCAUAAAGAGAGGCAACAGGAUGUCCCCGUCAAGAAAGGAGCUCCAGAAGGCCUUGUUGCGCUACACUGCAGACACCCUCAUCCACAUCCACACGGUGAGAGGAUUCUGUGAGAGGGUCCCUGAAUGGAUGCUAGGGAGGGAGUCAGAGUUAAACAUGAUGAUGGACAUCAAGGACAGGGCUGACGGCAUCGACCUAAACAUCAGCCAUGUUAGCCAGUCAGAGAAAAAAGGAAAAGCCUUUCUUGAGUACAUGAAGAGCAAGGUGACACAGGUGACCGCAAAGAGCAGGUUGGAAGAGCUGGAGAAGGAGCUGGCUGCUGUGCUGAAGGACACUCUGAUGGAACUGGAGAAGCUCCACUGUUUCCUGGAUGCGGUAGAGAAGCUGGCAGUCACCUCACUUCAUGUGUUCGUGGAGGGGAGGCAGGUGGUGUUACACCUGCCAGAGGGGGUCGGCCUCGAUCAUGUUCAGGUUGUGAUCGCUGCUGCACGGCUGGUCUGCCAUCUGCUCGUUGAGUUUAAAAGAGAUGCAAGGGUCUUCUUCCAGCCCAAACUGCAGAAUGUGGAAGUGCUGGCGUAUCAGCUGGACAAAUACAUCCAGACCACCCAGAGGAUCUGUGGACUGUUGGAGAAAAGCACUUUCAGUGACUUCGACCUGAACAUGAUCAAGAAAUCUGCAGUAGACCUGAAUUUGGAUUUAUCAGAAGACGACAUGGAGAGGAUGCUCUAUCACAUCAAUCAGAUGGAUGACAUCAGGAUGAACCAGCACUUCUCUUUGGUGUACUUGUUUCAUGACUGCUCUGGCUUCCUCGACGAGUUCAGAGAUUGUCUACCUCGCCUGCUGCAGUCUCUAGAUGGACUGGAGGAGAUUGCUGUUCAGCUCGACUCCAUGAAUAAGGGGGCAAAGAUCUCCAGUGUGGUGGGCAGCUCAGUGGGGGCGAUUGGAGGCGUGCUUUCCAUCAUUGGUUUAGCAUUGAUUCCUGUAACAGCUGGAGUGUCUCUGGCUCUUACCAUGACUGGGAUAGGGCUUAGUGUCACCAGCGGGGUCAAUGGCGUUGUCACUACGGCGACAGAGUUAGGAGUAAACAGUACACAACAAAAGAAAGCCGCUGAGGUCUUCGAGGGGCUCAUGAAGGAUUUGCAGAUUCUCCAGGAUUGUCUGAAGAAAGUCAGCGAUCAAACUGACGCCAGAAUGGAAGCAAAUCAGAUAGAUGUAGCCUUUGGAGUGGGCAAGGUGCUUGUCAACGGUGGUGUCAUUGUAAGAGGUGUUGAUGCACUUGUUGAUGCUGGUCAAGCUUUACGGAACGUGCCAAAGGUGGCCACAGACAUCCCAGAUAUCGGACAGGCAGCAAUCAAAGGGCCUCUUGCCUUCUCCCAGUCCGUCAGAGCCGGUCUCAUCGGGCUGAAUGCUCUUUUUCUCGGCAUGGAUGUCUUCUUCAUCUGUAAAGACAGCAUCAGUCUGUCCAAAGGCAGCGAGACCGAGGCCUCACAGUUCAUCAGAGCCAGAGCGGCACUGUGGCGCUCAGAGAUCGACGCCUGGCAGAAAAUCCACGACUCCCUGAUAGAAGGUCUGCAGAAAUCAGAGAAAAACAAAGCUAUCCUGGAAACGCCAUUUCAUCCAGAGUUGGAGAGUGAGCUGAAGAUGGAGACGAAGAAACAAAAACAAACCAAAAUGGAAAUUCCCCCUGAUGAAGAGAAGGAAAACAUGGAAAAGGAAGGAAAAAAUUGUGUAAUACAGUAGUCUUCAGGUAUGAUUGGCCUUUUUUCUUUUUUUUUAGCAACUUGAGCAAUAAGAUUUGAUAUUAAUUUAAUGUAUGAUCCAACAAAGAAAUGAUAAUUGCACUUUGCUUAAAGAUUACUGUUCAGGAUCAAACAUUGUUAAACUGAAGACUUGAUGAAUGUAUGUAAUUAUUAUGACAUUAAGCAACUUUCGGUGCCACUUUUAUUCUCGGGAAUGAUGUAUUUUCUUUUAACCUUUUGCUGAGCCAGAUUCAUUUUCAAAUUGAAUUUGUUUUUGGAAGGCAUCUUGCAACCCCCCUCACAGUGUACCCCUCCGUGUUUCCCGACCCCCUCUUUGUGAACCCCUGGUAUAAGCCGCAAUUCAUCUUUGAAAAAGCAAUUGAUGUGUGGAAAAAAAGUUGGUUGAUAUUGCAGACUACUUUUUAAUAUGACUAACAAUUACUAUGACAUUCGGUGGUGGAGAAAAAAAAAACAAAAAAACAUUCAAAUUGACAUAACUUAAUACAUUUAUGAGAACAGAGGCCGCUCAUGCAGCAUCUUCUCCUUGGAUAGGAGGGAGACUGUUAGUGUCAACAUGGUCAUCCGCUUGUAAAUCUAAAAGGAAUAAACUCUCUUUUUUUAGACCAGGAAAGGAGAAAGACUCUUGUGACAGGUGCAGGGAAACUCGUGUGAGUCUGUCUGCACAUGCUCAUGAAUAUGUAUUUAAACUUAUUCUCACACACACACACACACACAUCAUUGAAAGUACAACAGCAGAAGAAAUUGUGGGCGGGUUCUGAAACCCACUGGAACGCCUUCAUUCUCUUCUUAGAGGAAUAAAUACCACUACAUGCAACAGAAAGACUUUUUUACUCGUUUUGAUCAUUUUGGUGUAGCUCCGAGAAAGACCUGGGGCAGUCUGUGGAUCUCAGCUGAGGAUGCCCAUCUUUCUAUGAAGACUAGACAGUUGUCUGUAGGAGAAAUCAAUACAGUUGAAUUGUCUCUCCAAAGGGAACUUGAAUAAAUGGGCCCUUAGCGCUUAAAUGUGUGGGCUCAUUAAAGGUGAAGUUAUACUCAUAAUUGAUAUCUUGUGAUCAUAUAGCCAUUUCAUGUUUUUGUAAACCUAAUUUUUGAAUAAAAAAAGAAUUCCUUAGAACUCCA
This is a messenger RNA of Labrus bergylta (ballan wrasse), 3052 nucleotides long. Lineage: Eukaryota; Metazoa; Chordata; Actinopteri; Labriformes; Labridae. The record is from RefSeq and is a predicted model, not a curated record.